Messenger RNA from Solanum lycopersicum (tomato), 1423 nucleotides. RefSeq lists its product as uncharacterized. The record is from RefSeq and is a predicted model, not a curated record. Lineage: Eukaryota; Viridiplantae; Streptophyta; Magnoliopsida; Solanales; Solanaceae. Gene Ontology annotation, molecular function: protein binding.
UUCUUGUUUCUUCUUUUCUUCUAUCACUCAAAUUCAAGAAAAAAUGAAUUUUUUUGAAGAGAAAUUUAGCUAAAAAUGGAGUCAUUAUUCAUCAAAAAUUUGAUAUUUACAACUCAAAUUUCUGUUCCAAAGAGUAAUUCAAUAAACCCAAUUCCUAUAAGAAGGAUUUGUAGCUCUUCUUGGAAAAUUCACUUCAAAAAAUCAGACUUUCAAGAUUUUCGGGACUAUGUAAAACCUUCCCGCCUUUUACCAGCCACUAACGUAAAAUUCUGUGGAGAUUGGUCGCUGGAAACAUUGCUCAAUCAUUCGAAAUUUGAUAGAUCCAAUUCGCUUUACCAAGUCAAGCUGCAAACGAGUAAUGCAUAUGGAUCAGAUCUUACCGAUAUAAACUCUGAAGUCCUGCUUUGUUUGAUAGAUGAAAAUGGUGACUCAAUCUUACAGAGGAUAUCGGCUGGUCUAGAGAACGCUCGUUUUAUGCAGUCACAGGAUUCUGAUCUUCUCCAAUUCCGAAGAGGUUCCGUAGAUGAGUUCAUAUUUGAAGGACCUAAACUUGGAAAACUUGCAGCUGUUUGGAUCAGUCCAGAAUCAGCAGGUCAGUGGAGACUCGGAGGCAUGAACGUAACUGUCAUUUCCCUUCUAAAUUCCGUAUUAAUAGGAAAUGAGAAGAAUUUAUCAGACUGUACUGCCAUCCAGUAUGACUUUGAUAUCGAGGAUGUCUUGCUCGGUGAGAAAAGCGAUAGUUCCAUGAUAGAGUUUAGACCAUGUUCGGUUACUGAGUUUUCCGAGGACAACAUUAUAUCAUUAAGUGAGAAAACCUCGCCAUCAUCUUCCGUUAGUACACAGAACAUAUCAAACGAAGACACAAUGAAGGAAUACACAGAUUUGAAGUUAUCUUUAUUGGUCUACGAUGCAAUCCUUACUAUUGCUGGCUCGUCUAUUGCAUUCUUAGCCGGAGAUAAGUCUGCAAUCGCCUUCUUAACAGGUGGUAUCGUAGGAUUCCUCUAUCUACUACUCGUGCAGAGAUCUGUUGACGGUAUACCAUCUUCAGAACUGACUCAAAGUAACAGAACAGAAACUCUCGAUCAAACCGAUAAAGGAUUCAAAGGCUCAGUGUUGAACAUAGUAUUAGCUCUUGCAGUUACAACCGUUGCAGCAAAAUAUGCUCUCGGAGACGUUGCUAGAGUGCUGACACCUCAAGAUCUCAUGCUUGGAACGAUCGGAUUUCUACUGUCUAAGGUAUCUGUUAUUUUAGCUGCUUUCGUACCGAUAACAGGAGGUUUAAGAGAGAACAAAUGAUACUAUACUCAUUCAUAACAAAACAGAUAGAUGUAUAGAAUCGACGUAUUUGUUUUACACACUUGUUUUUCGAUGUUUCUAUACUUGAGCAGAGAGUCUAUCGGAAACUAGAUUAUAUCUGAUUGUA